GGACGAAUCAAAAGAAACGCCGAAAAUUGUGGUGACUGCAAAACACGCUCCAAACACACGCGCAAAGGCGCAAAUUAAUUAAAAAAUCGCGAUUCUUCCGUAAAUUUGCCAGUGCAAUGCUGAAAACCGCGAAAGUUCUGUUCAGCUUCCGGUCGAAUUUCGCCUCUUCGGCUAUUUUUACAGCCACCACAGCUCGCAAGCCGAUAAUCUCGUGCCGACGCUCGCAGCACAAUCUGUUCGUGGAGCACUUCCCGCUCGGCACCGAAGGCGGAGGUGGUAAGAAAUUUGGCGAUGUCCCACUGGCAUCGGCGGGCUGGCGACACCGGAAGUCUGUUGGCGAUUACUUUAUCAUCCAUCCGGUGCAGCAGCCGUACGAAACGCAUACGCUGAGCGAUGUCCCCUUUCAACAGCUCGGGAUUCGGGAUGAGCUGGUGCAGAAUAUACGGGAGAAGGGGGUGCUGUUUCCUACCAAGUACCAAGCGGAGGGCAUUCCUACGAUUCUGAACGGAGGGCAUACACUGCUGGCGGCGGAGACCGGAUGCGGGAAAACGUACACAUAUUUGCUACCCAUUGUGGAACAGAUUCUGAGACGUAAGUUGAACUGCAGCGAGAGGGGAUUCAACACGCCGCUGAUGCUGAUUCUGACUCCUGGGAGGGAGUUGGCGCAACAGAUUGGGCGUGUUGUGGAAGGGUUGACCCAAGGGUUGGACAUUAAAACUCGAGUGUUGUUGGGCGGAAGGACCCGACAGCAGAUGAUGAAUCCCCAUUUCGAAGACAUUGAUAUUCUGGUCUCGAGCUUCGGAGCCAUCAGUAAGCUGGUAUCCAGUGGAAUCUACAGGACGGACAGUGUCCGAUGGGUCGUUUUGGACGAGGCUGACACACUUUUGGACGAUAGUUUCAAUGCCAAGCUGCUUCAUUUGAUGAAACGUUUUCCGUUCCACAAAAAUCAUCUCCAGGAUAUGGGAGAUAAUGUUCAAGGAACGCAGUUGAUUUUGGCGGCAGCCACGAUGCCCUCCAAUAUGAACGAAUUGCUCAGUCGCAUAGUGAACGUAGACACCAUAGAAGAAGUCAUCAGCCCUCAUUUGCACCGGUUGUUAUCCCACGUCACUCAACGCUUCAUGCGGAUCAAGAAAUCCGACCGACCGGGAGUCCUCCUGGAUUUACUUAGGAAAGAUGCCAAACUCAAACGUCCCACAAUCAUCUUCAGCAACAAAACGCCAACCUGUGACUUCAUUUCCAUCCACCUAAAUGAAGCGGGGAUUCCGUGUGUCAACCUGAACGGUGACAUGCUGCUCAAGAUCCGCCUCGGUCAGUUCGAGAAGUUCCAACGCGGCGAAGUGGAUGUCCUUUCGACGACCGACGUGGCCAGUCGGGGCUUGGACACGACCCGAGCCGGGCACGUGAUUAAUUUUGAUUUUCCGCUGUACGCUGCGGAUUACAUCCACCGUAUUGGUCGGAUAGGGCGCGUGGGUAGCCGAAACGAUUGUCUGGUUACGAACAUGGUCUCAAAUCAGGCGGAAAUCGGCGCUGUGCAGAGGGUGGAAUAUGCUGCUCGGACGAACAACCCGCUUGCCAAUGUGGAUGCCAAUGUCAAGGCUAUCAUCCGGCGGAGAAUUCAACGGACCUCGGAGGAAAACUCCUAGAUAAGUAUGCUUUGAUUUUUGCUUUAGUUUUUGAUAAUAAUUAUAUUCACAUCAUAUUGUACAGGAU
Molecule: messenger RNA, 1710 nt
Organism: Aedes albopictus (Asian tiger mosquito)
Lineage: Eukaryota; Metazoa; Arthropoda; Insecta; Diptera; Culicidae
Gene: Dbp21E2
Product: probable ATP-dependent RNA helicase DDX28
Exons: 1
Coding region: 117-1643 (508 amino acids)
Molecular function (GO): mRNA binding; RNA helicase activity; ATP binding
Source: RefSeq, a predicted model, not a curated record